UAAUCUAUCUCCUCUUUCCCUUCAAAUCAAAACCCUCACACCUCCAAUUUCAUCUGCAAAACCCUACUCCCAAUUUCUCUUCUGCUUCAAUCAAUUCCAUUUCUUCAAUCCUCCGACUAAUCGGUACUUAUUCCAAUUCAGUAAUCAUGUCUUUGAGGCCAAGCGCGAGGACCGAGGUCCGCAGGAAUAGAUACAAGGUUGCUGUUGAUGCUGAGGAAGGUCGUCGCAGGCGAGAAGACAACAUGGUGGAGAUCCGAAAGAAUCGUCGCGAGGAGAGCCUGCAGAAGAAGCGCCGUGAGGGACUCCAAGCGCAGCCGAUGCCUGCUUCGAUUCACUCCUCCGCUGUCGAGAAGAAGUUGGAGCAUCUCCCAUCAAUGGUUGCUGGUGUUUGGUCUGAUGAUAGUAAUUUGCAGCUUGAGGCAACAACACAAUUCAGGAAAUUGCUCUCCAUUGAGCGUAGCCCUCCAAUUGAGGAAGUAAUACAGGCUGGUGUUGUCCCCCGUUUUGUUGAGUUUCUUAUGAGGGAGGAUUUUCCUCAGCUUCAGUUUGAAGCAGCUUGGGCUCUCACAAAUAUUGCUUCUGGGACUUCUGAGAAUACAAGGGUGGUAAUUGAUCAUGGAGCUGUCCCCAUAUUUGUAAAGCUUCUUGGUUCUCCAAGUGAUGAUGUUCGUGAACAGGCUGUGUGGGCAUUGGGAAAUGUUGCUGGAGAUUCUCCUAAAUGUCGUGAUCUUGUUCUUGGCCAUGGAGCUUUGAUUCCUUUGCUUGCACAGUUGAAUGAGCAUGCUAAACUAUCUAUGCUAAGGAAUGCUACAUGGACGCUGUCUAACUUCUGCCGAGGCAAGCCACAGCCACCUUUUGACCAGGUUAAACCUGCCCUCCCUGCUCUUGCACGUUUAAUUCAUUCUAAUGAUGAGGAAGUCUUGACUGAUGCAUGUUGGGCACUCUCGUAUCUUUCUGAUGGUACCAAUGACAAAAUUCAAGCUGUUAUUGAAGCCGGAGUAUGCCCUCGGCUAGUUGAGCUUUUAUUACACCCAUCUCCUUCAGUUCUGAUUCCUGCACUCCGCACUGUUGGGAACAUUGUCACUGGUGAUGAUAUGCAGACCCAGUGUAUCAUCAAUCAUCAAGCACUGCCUUGCCUUCUGAAUUUGUUGACAAAUAACUAUAAGAAGAGUAUCAAGAAGGAAGCUUGUUGGACAAUUUCUAACAUAACUGCCGGAAACAAAGAGCAGAUUCAGGCUGUAAUUGAGGCUAAUAUCAUUGGCCCAUUAGUUCAUCUACUUCAAAAUGCUGAGUUUGACAUUAAGAAGGAGGCUGCAUGGGCAAUCUCAAAUGCUACUUCCGGUGGUUCUCAUGAACAAAUCAAGUACCUUGUUAGCCAAGGUUGCAUUAAGCCCUUAUGUGACCUUCUCAUAUGCCCUGAUCCAAGGAUAGUUACAGUGUGUCUAGAAGGUCUUGAAAACAUCUUGAAGGUAGGAGAAGCUGACAAGAAUUUAGGCAACACUGGAGGGGUAAAUCAAUAUGCACAAAUGAUUGAUGAUGCUGAAGGGUUGGAGAAAAUUGAAAAUCUACAGUCUCAUGACAACACAGAGAUUUAUGAGAAGGCUGUGAAGAUGCUUGAGACAUAUUGGCUGGAGGAGGAGGAUGAGACAAUGCCUCCAGGAGAUGCUUCCCAAUCUGGGUUCCAAUUUGGUGGGGGUGAAAUGCCUGCUGUUCCAUCUGGUGGAUUUAAUUUCAGCUAGACAUAAUGAGCAUACGACAGUUCCAACAACCCACGAACAUAACAGCCAGCACCAAGCAUGAGGCCACGCAUCUUAAGUAUAUAUGAGGUCCGGCGGCCUAGCCCAAUCCCAAGCCUAAACAGAAUUAAUGGCUAAGCUGAAGGGAAGCAAAAACUACAUGCAGCUUUAUCGGUCUUUACGACACAACGAUAGUGCCUUCUGCCAAGAAGAGAAAUCAAAGGAUUCGGGAGCUCAAGCUAGCAUUCGUCAUAAUCACCCGCUGCAGCCCUUCCAAACUAGCAAUUGGAGCUUCGACGAGCCCCUAAGGUGAGCGGGCAGAGCUAGCAUCACAUUCUCGUUUUCGAACAUCAACGUAUAGGACCGGCUCUAUGCCUUCAGAGUUGUCUACUAUCUCCGAAUCUACCUAGACGAUGAUAAUCUCAUAGGUCUUUAGAUAUUUCCUUCUGCAAAACCUAUUUACACUGACUGGACAGUGUGUUAGAUUGGAGAAUAAAUUAAAUUAGUUUAUAAGGCGAGAAAAUUAAUUAGGACAAUAUAGUAAUUAUUUAGUAGUUGAACCAACUUAUAAAUUUAGUGUUUAUAAGAAUGAAAAUGAAAAAAAUGGUUUCUCCAA
Manihot esculenta (cassava) is the source of this 2352-nucleotide messenger RNA. Its product is annotated as importin subunit alpha-2. Gene Ontology annotation, cellular component: nucleus; cytoplasm. The record is from RefSeq and is a predicted model, not a curated record. Gene Ontology annotation, biological process: NLS-bearing protein import into nucleus. The transcript has 11 exons. Bases 147 to 1739 code for a protein of 530 amino acids. Lineage: Eukaryota; Viridiplantae; Streptophyta; Magnoliopsida; Malpighiales; Euphorbiaceae. Gene Ontology annotation, molecular function: protein binding; nuclear import signal receptor activity.